Molecule: messenger RNA, 954 nt
Organism: Trypanosoma grayi
Lineage: Eukaryota; Euglenozoa; Kinetoplastea; Trypanosomatida; Trypanosomatidae
Product: mitochondrial phosphate transporter
Exons: 1
Coding region: 1-954 (317 amino acids)
Biological process (GO): mitochondrial phosphate ion transmembrane transport
Cellular component (GO): mitochondrial inner membrane
Molecular function (GO): phosphate transmembrane transporter activity
Source: RefSeq, a predicted model, not a curated record
AUGGCUGAAGCUAAGAAGCCUUGGGAUGCGCGGUACGCCAACCCCAGUAUUCCCCACACAAACUCCUACUACCUUAAGUGCGUAGGCGGUGGCAUCCUCUCGUGUGGCCUGACGCACACGGCUGUCUGCCCCCUCGAUGUUGUGAAGUGCAACAUGCAGGUGAGCCCCGAAAAAUUCAAGGGAAUUUUCUCCGGCUUCAAGGUUGUCGUCGCCGAGGAUGGCUUGGGCGCGAAGGGCAUCUGGAAGGGGUGGGCGCCCACCCUCCUCGGCUACUCCAUGCAGGGGGCGGGUAAGUUUGGCCUUUACGAGGUCUUCAAGGACAUGUACGCCAACCUCGCCGGCGAGAAGGCGGCGAAGCAGUACGAGGGCCUCAUUUGGCUCGCAGGUUCGGCGAGUGCGGAGUUCUUUGCCGACAUAGCCCUCUGCCCGAUGGAGAUGGUAAAGGUGAAGGUGCAGACGUCCCCCAGUGGGACAUUCCCAACAGGCUUCGGCGCCGCCCUCGCGGCGAUGCGAGCGAACCCGAAUUCCGGCUUCCCGUUCAAGUCGCUCGUGCCGCUGUGGUCGCGCCAGAUCCCGUACACGAUGGCGAAGUUCUACUUCUUCGAGAAGGUGGUGCGUCUGUUCUACGAGCAUGUCUUCACGAAGCCAAAGAAUGAGUACAGCAAGGCGACACAGCUCAGCAUCACCUUUGCCUCUGGCUACAUUGCGGGUAUUGUCUGCGCUAUCGUCUCGCACCCCGCCGAUUCGCUUGUCUCUGCGCGCGGCAAGGUCUCCAACGCAGGCAAGACGUACGGCCAGAUCGCCAGUGAAAUGGGAUACAUGAACCUCUGCACCAAGGGCCUCAUGGCGCGUAUCAUCAUGAUCGGUACGCUGACGGGUCUCCAGUGGUGGUGCUACGACACGUACAAGAGUGCGCUUGGCCUCGGCACCAGCGGCGGCUCCGGCAAGAAGUAG